This is a messenger RNA of Amphimedon queenslandica, 560 nucleotides long. RefSeq lists its product as uncharacterized. The coding region runs from base 118 to 453 and encodes 111 amino acids. The transcript is spliced from 2 exons. Lineage: Eukaryota; Metazoa; Porifera; Demospongiae; Haplosclerida; Niphatidae. The record is from RefSeq and is a predicted model, not a curated record.
CAGUCCUACUACUGGUUCAUCCUUUAAUGUUAUAUUAGAAUGGAGUCAUUAUGUAUCAUGAGUAUAUAUAAUGAGUGGGUCUGUAUCUAUUCAUUAUAUUAGGAGAUAUAUGAUCUUAUGUUGGACUGUUGGGCCAUUAAUCCUACUGACAGACCUAAAGCUAUUGAAAUAUCUAACGGGCUAGAGAGAUGGACCCCUGACCUAUCAGCACAAAUUGAAGUCCAGUCACAACAUCCUGAUUAUCAGAAUAUGUCCACCAUAUUGGAAUGGGCUAGGAAGUCAAGAGAAGUUGGUCAGUAUCAUUUAUUGGAGAACACAGGAGAAGAAGGAACCACCUCUGAUGUUAACAGAGCCACACCCACUCUCGUUAACGGGUCUUAUGAUCAUCUUUCCCCUCCCACUGGUUAUGAUAAAGUUAUUAAUAAUAAUGAUGAGGAUGUCCCUAUUUAUUAACUUAUAAUUAACUUUAUUAUUAAUUAAAAGGACAAAUAAUGUAAUUAUUAAUUAGUUUUUAGUUUGUGAGUGUCAGUAACUUUUAAUUUAGUGUAUUUUAAGUAUAA